Messenger RNA from Rotaria sp. Silwood1, 816 nucleotides. The record is from the annotation of a GenBank genome assembly. Lineage: Eukaryota; Metazoa; Rotifera; Eurotatoria; Philodinida; Philodinidae.
AUGAUACGAUCAAUUGAAUUGACAUUUCCUAUUCGAACGUCAUCUGAUCUUCGUGAUUUAAUUACGAAAUUACUUCGUGGAAAUUCAACUGAUCGAUUACCUUUGAAAGAUGUUGCAAAAUAUGUUUGGAUAUUAAAAAAUGCAGAUAUAGCUGCUAUUGGAGAUAGCAAUAUUAAACGAAAGAAAAUAUUAAAUAGAGAGAAUUAUAAUUUCAAUAUUCUAUUUAAAUAUUUCGACUUUAUUUUACCAAUUAGUGAAAAUAAAUGUGAAAAACUUAAAUCAUGUCAACAUCAUAUUUGUGAUUUAAUUUGUCAUCCACGAGAAUGUCAACCAUGUGAUCAAUUAAUUAAACAAACAUGUUUAUCACAUGGAACUGAACGUGAAGUUUUAUGUACUAAUGAAACUGGUGGUACAAAAACAUUUACAUGUGGUGAAUCAUGUGGAAAAUUACUUUUAUGUGGUCAUCAUAGAUGUACAAAAACAUGUCAUGAUGGACCAUGUCCAGAUUGUUUAUCAUUACCAGAAAAUUGUAAAACAUGUACUUGUGGAAAAACAAUUAUGGAUAAUCAACAACGAUCAUCAUGUAUUGAUCCAUUAGCAACUUAUGAGAAAUUAUGUGAAAGAAUUCUAUCAUGUGGCUCGAUCGAUGAUCCUCAUCAAUUUUUAACUCAAUGUCAUAAUGGACCAUGUCCAUCAUGUAGUACACAAUUAAUUCUUCAAUGUCGUUGUGGAAAAUCAAGUAAAUCAAUAUCAUGUAUAGAAGCAAUAGAACAUGAUCCAAUAGAAAAUUCUUCGUCGAACAUCAUCAGAUGUUGA